Molecule: messenger RNA, 1806 nt
Organism: Schizophyllum commune H4-8
Lineage: Eukaryota; Fungi; Basidiomycota; Agaricomycetes; Agaricales; Schizophyllaceae
Exons: 3
Coding region: 77-1747 (556 amino acids)
Source: RefSeq, a predicted model, not a curated record
GCUCCUCCCGCUAUCAUGCAGUGUCGCCGACGUCUGCGUCUUGCUUGCGCUCAUCGUUCAUGUUGCGACGGUACUGAUGAGGAUACUUGCUUUGCUGCUGGCUCUUCCGUUGAUCUCGGCCACGCGAACGGAGGAUAGCGACCUCUCUACCGUCGCGCCCUUCAUCUUCAACGAGCUCUCCUCCCUCCUCGCCCAAUGGCCCAACACCUGGCACCCUAACGGCCACUCUAUCAUACCAGGCACCCUGUCCCCUUACACUACUCUCUACCACGCCCGCAAAGACGACAUUCUGCCCACCCCCUCCCCCGAAUGGCUCGCCUUCGACCCCGAGAUGAGCUACGCGGUCAUGGCGAGCAAGAUUCCUGGGCCCACGUACCUGCGCACCUACCGCACGACCAGGCUAGCUAGGAUUCUGUACUUCAACGGCAUGUCCGCGGCGUGGGGCCCGGGAUGGUUGGACACGCAGCACGCGGUCAUGGCGGGGAAGGGGCUGGCGAACGCGACGCAGCCGGCGUGGUGGGAUGAUUAUGGGCGCGCGCAGGGGCUGUGCGAAUGGGGCGCGUCAAGAGGGGUGGAGGGGAUCGUGAGGAUGAAUGGGGGAUUCGAAGUGAUUUGGUGUAAUUUUUCUUCGCCAGCGCUUGAGCUUGUCAGCAACCUCAACAUAACGCCCCCCGACACGCAACCGGGUACCCUCCCCGAUUUCCCCUUCCCACCACCACCCGGUAGAGAGGUCGUACUACAGGACCUCCUGGAUCAAGAAAGCUUGCGCCCCGUGCCGGAUCCCCCGGAAGAUCGACCCCCACACCGCGGCCCACCCCACCGUGGUCCGCCUCGCCGCUGGUGGCAACCCGCUCCCCUCGCUCGUUCCGGAAACUAUGAAUGGCUUCGCGCCGCCUCCCGACGCCCCUUCAUCCCUCAGCCACACAUCACCCUCUUCCCCGCCUCCCUCGUCACCUUCUACCACCCGCGCCUCACGAGCCUAGCUCCCUCCCGCGUCAAUCACACCAUGACGGUGCACCGCGCGUGGGCGGAGGCCUCUGAUGCGGACGUGCAGAGCGUGCUGGACGAGCUGGACGAAGUCCUGUCGAGGAGUGAGGCAGAGAUGCGGGGCAGUGGGGUAGAUUGGCAAGGCCUUGCGCGGGACGUGGUGUGGGGGUGGGCGGAUAGGAUUGCCGAGAUGGAUGCGGUACUGAGUGGGCAGGCGGAGAAUGCAACGGAGACCGCUCUCCGGGUCCGCGCACUCGCGUACACGCCGCUCAGUCCGUAUAUGGCGCCGGGGACGCAGCCGGGUGCGUCGGGGCGGGAGCUCUUCGACGAGGCGGCGCGCGCGCGUUGCGAGAGCUUGGCAACGGGUUUCGCGAAGGGUGGCAUGCUGCUGACGGCGCAGGAGCAGCUUUUGCGCGAGAGUAUCGAUGUCGUCGUGCGUCGCCUUUGCGAUGACUUUGGCGCGCUUUUUGCGGAGAGCUGGGAUGUUGUCGCAACGGCGCGGAGUGGUUUGCAUGAUCGGAAGGGGACUGCGGGGAGUGAUGUCCAAGCUUGGCAAGCUCGCGUACGAGAUUUGGUUGCCUGGCUGGAUUGGCCGGCUUGGAUGCAGUGUAAGGAGGUUUGCGGGAGGGAGAGCGUCUGCACUGUGCCUGUUUGGCCUAUCGCGUGGGUGGGCUGGGGACGAGGGCAACAGGACGAGGCGAAGUUGCGCGAGCAGCUUCGGCCCAAGUGUAUGUCGCUGGGUGAUAUGGAAUGGCCGUAGACGAGUUCAGGUGGGUAUGUAUAGAGUCGCUAUUGUGUACGCUAGUAGAGAAUUUGGGU